Mesorhabditis spiculigera is the source of this 375-nucleotide messenger RNA. NCBI's taxonomy places the organism in Eukaryota, Metazoa, Nematoda, Chromadorea, Rhabditida, Rhabditidae. The record is from the annotation of a GenBank genome assembly.
AUGAGUCUAUUGGAGAGGGAGCGAAUGAGAGACGCAGAGAAAAGGAGAGCCGAGCUCGGAUUCUCGAGGGAUGAGGUCGACGAAUGGGAGGAGGAGCUCGAGUUUGAGGACGACUACGACUCUGAAAUGGAUGAUUUCAUCGACGAUUCGGCGGCCGAUGAUGAACGGGCACUGAGGAGGGAACUCGACAGCGCUUGCCAGAGCAUCAACAAGAACUACCACAAGAAGGAUAUGUGGAAGAUUCGCGAGCGACUCAUCAAUGAAAGGGACAUGGAGUCGAAUUUUAAGCAGAUCGAUAUGGAAGAGCGUCGUUCCCGUCGUCAGGGUCUUCUGGAGGAUAUUCGUGAAGCGAAAAAGGGCAACAGUGAGGUCAUC